UCACGUGUGUCCCCGAGGUCCACGUGGGGCGACACAGCUGGGCCGCCCCCGGCUGCGUGGACGGGGGCGAGGAGGGGGAGAAAGGAAGAAGAGAGAAGAAAAAAAACCCCUCAUCCCCUCGCCCCCUUCCACCCUGAUCUUUAAUGCAUACACUCCCUCGGCGCCGCUCUCCCGUAAUCCUAUGGGAUCAGCAGGCCCGUGGAGGCCCCCCGGGGUCCCCCCCAAGAAGUGAUGGCUUUAUAAGGGGGCCGAAGAGAGAGGGGAUGCAGAGCCCACCAUGGCCUCCAAGCUCAAGGAGCGGAGGAGGACGCCGGUUUCCCACAAAGUGAUUGAGAAGCGGAGGAGGGACCGCAUCAACCGCUGCCUCACCGAGCUGGGGAAGACGGUGCCCAUGGCUCUGGCCAAGCAGAGCUCGGGAAAGCUGGAGAAAGCGGAGAUCCUGGAGAUGACGGUGCAGUACCUGCGGGCCCUGCACUCGGCGGACUUUCCCCGCGGCCGGGAGAAGGCAGAGCUGCUCUCCGAGUUCGCCAAUUACUUCCACUACGGCUACCACGAGUGCAUGAAGAACCUGGUCCACUACCUGACGACGGUAGAGAGGAUGGAGACCAAAGACACCAAGUACGCCCGCAUCCUGGCCUUUCUCCAGUCCAAAGCACGCUUCGUUACCGAGCCUCUCUUCACGUCCCUGGGCUCCCUCCCGGAGCCGGACUUUUCCUACCCGCUGCAUCCUGGGCCCGAGUGCCCCGGGCACGUCCACAGUCCCGCCGAGGGCGUGCUCCAGCCGCCCUCGGGGGGGCCAUUCCCCUGGCACGGCGCCGCCCGCAACCCCUCCCUGCCCUACCACUUGCCCAGCGCCGCCGUACCCCUCGCCAGCCCCGGCCAGCAGCGCAGCACUUUCCUCUCAUCCGUGCAGGGGCUGGACCGCCACUACCUCAACCUCCUCGGCCAUUCCCACCCCAACGCGUUCGGGCUGCCCCCGGGCCAGCACCCCUCCAUGCUAUAGAGACUCGUCCCGCCUAAAAAACACCUAUUUAUGACCGCGGACACUGCGGGCUACACCCGGGCGCACGGGGAGGCUGCUGGGGGCAGGGAGAUGCGCAGGGGUCCCGGCUGGCGAGGAGCCCCCGGGAACCCAGCUCUGCCCCCGCCCGCCCUCUCCAAGGGCCUGAAGCUGUCCCCACCCGCUCGUCUUCCCACCUCCGGGUUCAGUGCCUGUACAAGUUAUGCCUUGGAAUAAAAGUUUAUACCCGCCGCUGCUUUUUGUUUCCGUGAGGGAGCUUCCUCGGGUGGCGGUGGGAGUCUCCCCACGCAGCCACCCAGGGCAAAAAAACCCACGAGCGAGCCGUGGUCAGCGAGGGCCGGGAGCUUGCUGCACGCAGCGGCCGUGGCCGGCGCUUCGGGCAGGCGGGGCAGGACGCGACGGGCCGGGGGUCGGUGCCGCCGGCUUCUGCUCCCAGGCUGUCACCGGAGGCUGGGAGGGAGUGCCGGGGUGCUCCGGAGGUGGCGGAUGUCCCGUUCCCCCGCAAACCCUGCGGGUGCUGCCCUCCCACGCGCCCGUGGAGGGUGCUCCAGAGGCACGUGUCCGAACGGCAUCUCCCGUGUGCUUUGCCAGCGAAUUUCUCUGCGGCGCAGCUUGUUCAGAGGAGGAAGAGUAAUGGUGAAGGCGCAGGACGGGGCGGGGAGGGCAGGCGGCCGCCGCGGAG
Messenger RNA from Passer montanus (Eurasian tree sparrow), 1703 nucleotides. RefSeq names its product helt bHLH transcription factor (gene HELT). The record is from RefSeq and is a predicted model, not a curated record. Gene Ontology annotation, molecular function: RNA polymerase II cis-regulatory region sequence-specific DNA binding; protein dimerization activity; DNA-binding transcription factor activity, RNA polymerase II-specific. Gene Ontology annotation, cellular component: nucleus. Gene Ontology annotation, biological process: anterior/posterior pattern specification; regulation of neurogenesis; regulation of transcription by RNA polymerase II. The transcript is spliced from 4 exons. Lineage: Eukaryota; Metazoa; Chordata; Aves; Passeriformes; Passeridae. Bases 278 to 1003 code for a protein of 241 amino acids.